Menidia menidia (Atlantic silverside) is the source of this 2468-nucleotide messenger RNA. Lineage: Eukaryota; Metazoa; Chordata; Actinopteri; Atheriniformes; Atherinopsidae. The record is from the annotation of a GenBank genome assembly.
AUGUUCGGCCUGCAAAUCAUUGCCCGUUGCCACAGGCGCGGUCUGUCCUGUGUUCCCGUCCUGCCCCCUCGUCUGGGUUCCUUCUACGUGGAGAGUGGAACGGGGGUUUCCAUCGGCAGCGUGCUGACCUUCUGGUGCAGAGAGGGAUUCCAGCUGGUCGGCAGCGACAAGAUCUCCUGCGAGGCCAGGAACGGCAAGGCUCAGUGGAGCAACUACCUCCCUGUCUGUGAAGCAAUCCCCAGGCCAGAGGACCAUGGACUGAGAGUGGCUGUAUUAGCCUCGGUGGUAAGCGGCAUUGUCAUCUUUGCCAUGUCCCUGUCCUUCCUCAUCUGCUGCCUUCAGGAACGAUCGGGUCGGGACCGCAGCAAAAAAGAUGGACGGAGUAGACGCAGGGAGAAGCGCUCAGCCCGUCGCAGUGAGUGCUGGCUGGAGAGGGAGGAGGGCGAGUGGGAGGCCUUUCCCCCUCCCAAGAUCUUCCACCUCUCCCAAAGGAUGAACCCCCGUCUGGCUCCCGACAGCCCGCUCUACCUGACCGGAGCCCUCAAUGGAUAUGAGAACAGAGGAUACCAAAGGAGUCAGGAGAGUCUGCUGAAGGCCUCUCUGCCCGGACUCUACCGCUCUGAGUCUCAGCUUUACCCCCAUGUCGUCCUGCAGAGGGUCCCGACCCCGACCGCGCCAUCCGCCCCUUCCGCCCCAUCCGCCCCUCUCUACCUCCACCUUCCCCUAUCCUCCUCUUCGGCCUCCUCGCCAGCCCACAGCGCCUCCCAGAGCCAGGCCAGGGUCUUGACGCAGUACCCGACCCCGACGUAUCCGCCCAACCCCAACACGGCCGUGCCCGCCUACCCCCACCCGACACCGGCGCCCGUUUACCCCAAUCCCAACCCGCCGCCGCAGAGGCCCUGGCAGUAACGCGAGCCCUCUCUGCUUUCGCCGUUUUUCAGAGAGCCGCGCGGUUUCCCGCCUGAAGGUGCCCGGCGGAGCGCGCCGACAGACCUUUUGGAGACCUGUGACGUCUUUUUACACUUUCUUAUCCCUGUUCUUUCCCACAGAAGUCUGCAAAUCCCCUGCUCCAAAGCAGACAUGACGGACAUCCAGCCAGUGUAGAUCGUAGACAUGUCUCCGUAUGCCCACAAGGAGUGGAGGAUUGUCUGUUGCUUGAAUUUUUUCGUUGUUUUUUUUUGUUUACCGAACUGGAGCAGCUGCAUUGAAGCACGAGGAGGUCUUUGCGGAAAAACCCCUUCACCCUUUUAACCGCCAAAUGUUACGAAGGAGUCUUCACGUGUCAACAAAGGGACAAAGCGUGGGCUAUUUUGUUUUGCAAAGGAAAUAGCAGCUGUAUUCAAAUAGAUUUUUUUGUUUUUUAGUGUUACCUACUUUAAAACAGAUCUCCUUGUUUGAUUUAAUGUAGCUCUAACUGAACUGGCUGGCAUAAACCACUGGGUCGAACUCCUUUGCCAGGAGUUAUGUGGGAUUUCGUGAACAGAGGAAACAGACUGAUGAUAGGGAUUGAUGAAAAGUGCACUGUGAUUAGAAUGCCACUGUUGUCGCAACUGCUGAAAGCAGCCAGUUUUUACAUUGCUUGUACGGACUUACUAAUGUACUGAUCCUUCUCAAGUGAUCGUUGCUUGCUUUUCGAAAUACUGUAGUACUGUAGUACUCUGUUCGUUUCUCUCCACCGCCCCCUCUUUUUGUGUUACACAAUCAUCCCAAACAAAAGCUCGUUCUGUGGCUGGCAGUUUGACUGGAGGUAUUUUCUGACGCACUCAUUCGGGGCCUGCGGAUUUGUUGGGAUCCCUCUCACCUGAGUCCAAUGAUUACUGGAAAAUGUUGUUUCCUAUUUAAUCCAGUUUUGGGUUUUGAGAUCAAACCGUUUUUAUCAUAAAGUCGUCAUUUCAGGAAAAUCUGCGUGAUGUCGCUCAGGUUUUCUGCGUUGUUAAUAAACUGGAAACGGCACCGAACCGGUGGAUAAAUAUGUAAAUGCAUUUAAUUAAUCAGUGCAAGGCCCCUUUAUAGCCGAGAGUUUUAUUUUUAAUAGAUUAACUUGAAUAGAAACACUGACGAAUCUGCACUUUACCUUGUUGAACAGUUUGAGCUGGACAAUGUUUGGUUGUGCGUUUUCUUACUUUGUGCUGUUUGACGACGAGACUGCCAAGAAAAUGUGAAUAAAAGAGAUUUUUGUUCAGCUCAACGGCGGCUCGGGCUCAGCUUCUGUUUUCAGCGUGCUCCGUUUCUCAGACAUUUGAACAAACAGGACGGCGGGAAGAAGACGAAGGAGAGCGAUGGACCUCGUUCUGAAAACAAGGGGCUCGACCUCAUUUGCCUGCAGAGCGACACUGAAACGUGAGGGGAAAUGAGAGGAAAUGAGAGGCCUCGUCCGACUCCACAGGACUUCAUCUAGCAUUUCUACAAAUGCUUUUGUCCAGGGGUUAUCAGUUUUUGAGGGGGCUUAAAAGGCCACUACAUAUUGU